This is a messenger RNA of Scleropages formosus (Asian bonytongue), 4823 nucleotides long. RefSeq names its product NACHT, LRR and PYD domains-containing protein 3-like. The record is from RefSeq and is a predicted model, not a curated record. Gene Ontology annotation, molecular function: protein binding. Bases 156 to 4238 code for a protein of 1360 amino acids. The transcript has 13 exons. Lineage: Eukaryota; Metazoa; Chordata; Actinopteri; Osteoglossiformes; Osteoglossidae.
CAUGUAAGAAGAAGUGUGGAACAUUGAAACUUUUCUGCUUUCUCUAUUCUUCAAAGUCUGGGUUCUUCUCACAGUCGUGGGCCUCAUCCAGGGAAUGGGCCCCUGAAGUUUGAAGCGGUAUUUUCCCCGAUGAGAGUCAAUUAAACAAACCAACAAUGGGAACUGAAACAUCAGUACAUGAUAGGAUGACGCCACACUUUUGUUUUACCCUGUUUUACCCUUUCGCCUUUCCUGUUUUUCCAGCUCUGAAAAACCCAGCUCAUGAAGAAGCAGCAGGACACAGAGCAGUUUCUUUGCUUUGUACUGUCACAGCUCAGACUGGAGGCAGCGCUGUCGCACCUCAGGUCUCCCAGUCUACCGUUGGAGGCUCUGUCAACACAAACAUCUACAACUACUACAACUGUGGUAGAGUGAGAGGAAUAGACUGUACAACAAAGGAACGCUCAAAUGAAGAACCAGGCAAUCAGCUGACAGAAAACCUGUCCAGGUAUGCAGAGUGUGAGCAAGUAAUGAAGAAUCCAUUGUCUACUACUUGUGGACACAGUCACUGCAGCCAGUGCACCAGUGGACACUGGGAACAGUCUGGCUCUGCAGUGGAGAAUGCUUGUCCUCUGGGCAGGAAAAGGUCCAGGACCCACCCUGAACCCUGUCCUCACCGAGAUUGUGAAGAGACAGCUGGGAAACAGUGCUCAGUGACGAAUGAGUCUUUCCUCACCGGUCAGAACAACAAAGAUCCAGAAAGAGUUCUUUUGAAAACAGUUCAAAAGGAACAUAAAUCUACUUUAGAACAGACAUUUAAAAACAUUUUUGAAGGGAUUGCAAAACAGGGAAACCCAACCCUCCUGAACAGGAUCUACACCGAGCUCUACAUCACAGAGGGAGAGAGAGAAGGAGUCAAUGAUGAACAUGAGGUGUGGCAGAUCGAGAGUGCUUACAGGACACACAGUUCACUAGACACUCCUAUCAACUGCAACGACAUUUUCAAGUGCCUACCUGGUCAAGAGAAAACCAUCAGAACUGUGCUGACCAAGGGCAUUGCUGGCAUUGGAAAAACAGUUUCUGUGCAGAAGUUCAUCCUUGACUGGGCUGAAGGAAAAGCCAAUCAGGACAUUGAUUUCAUUUUUGUUCUUCCUUUUCGGGAACUCAAUUUAAUUAAAGAUGAGCAGUACAGUCUUCUUGAACUUCUUCAUGAGUUCCAUCCAGAAAUAAAAAAUAUCAAAGACAUCAGAUUUAAUAAAUAUAAAGUUAUGCUGAUCUUUGACGGUCUGGAUGAAAGCAGACUUCCGUUAAAUUUUCAUCACACGAGGUUGUCUAAUGUUAAGAAGGCCACAUCAGUUGAUGUGUUGUUGACCAACCUUAUUAAGAGGAUUCUUCUUCCUUCUGCUCUUCUGUGGAUAACAACCAGGCCAGCAGCAGCCAGUCAGAUCCCUCCUGAGUAUGUUGACCAGGUGACAGAGAUUCGGGGGUUUAAUGACCCACAAAAAGAGGAGUAUUUUCAUAAAAGAUUCAGUGAUGAGGAUCUGGCCAACAGAAUUAUAUCUCACAUACAGUCAUCAAGGAGCCUCUACAUCAUGUGUCACAUACCAGUUUUCUGUUGGAUUUCAGCAACUGUACUUGAAGAAAUGCUGGGUAAUGAUGGUGGUGAAGAAAUACCUACAACACUGACACAAAUGUACACACACUUCCUGCUCAUUCAGACCAACAUAAAGAAAAAGAAAUACAAUUUCUCAAAUGAAACAAACACAAACAACAUUUCACAAUCAGAUAGAGAUAUUAUUAUGAAGUUGGGGGAGUUGGCUUUCUACCAGCUGGAAAAGGGAAAUGUCAUAUUCUAUGAAGAGGACUUGAGAGAGUGUGGUAUUGAUGUCAGUGAAGCCUCAUUGUAUUCUGGGGUGUGCACCCAAAUUUUCAAGAAGGAAUCAGUCAUGUAUCAGAAAAAGGUCUACUGCUUUGUGCAUUUGAGCAUUCAGGAGUAUAUUGCUGCUCUGUAUGUUUUUCAAACCCAUGCCAGCAAAAAUAUGGAUUCUCUCACACUGUUUGCGAAGAAAAGGUCUGGAGUUAUACUUGACACCUUGCCCUUGUCAAAUUUUCACAAAGGAGUUGUAGACAAGGCAUUGAAAAGUAAGAAUGGACAUUUGGACCUCUUUCUUCGUUUUUUUCUUGGUGUCUCACUGGACUCCAACAAGAGUCUUCUGCAAGGAUUUUUGACACCAACCGAGAGCAGCUCAGAGAGCAUCAAAAAAACAAUUAAAUAUAUCAAAGGGUUGAGAAGGAAGGGUCCGUCUCCAGAGAGAUGUAUCAAUCUCUUACACUGUUUGCUUGAAUUAAAUGAUAAUUCUCUUGUUGAGGAGGUUCAAAAUUAUUUGCAAAGUUCCUCUGAAAAAAAGCUGUCACCUGCACAGUGUACAUCCUUGGCCUAUGUUCUUCUAAUGUCGAAGAAGGUUUUAGAUGUUUUUGACAUGAAAAAAUAUAAUACAUCUGAAGAGGGUUGCAUCAGACUUCUUCCAGUAAUAAAAUGUUGUCGAAAGGCUCUACUUACUGGCUGUAAACUCACAGCGUCUUCCUUCGAAACUGUCCUCUCAGGUCUUCAGGCCCCCAUGUCACAUCUGAGAGAACUGGAUCUCAGCUACUGUGACCUGGGGGAUUCAGCAGUGAGGCUACUGUGUGAUGCACUGAAGAGUCCAAACUGUAAAAUACAUAAGCUGGGACUGGGUGCCUGUAGACUCACUAAGGAAUCUUGUGAAGUUUUGGUUUCCACGAUUCAGUCGGUCAACUUCCUCCUUAAAGACCUACAGCUCCUAUACAAUGACCUAGGCGAUUCAGGAGUGAAGCUGCUCAGUGUUGGAUUGAUGAGUCAACAUUGUAAACUGCAGAUGCUGGGACUCAGUGGCUGUAAACUGACAGAAGAGUCCUGUGGAUCUCUGGUCUCAGCUCUCCAGUCAGUGAACUCACAGCUGACAGAACUGGAUCUCAGCUACAAUCACCUGGGGGAUUCAGGAGUGAAGGAGCUCUGUACUGGACUGAUGAGUCCUCACUGUAAACUACAAACUCUGAGGCUUGGUAGCUGUAAACUUGCACCAGAGUCCUGUGGAUCUCUGGUCUCAGCUCUCAAGUCAGUGAACUCACAGCUGACAGAACUGGAUCUCAGCUACAAUCAUCUGGGGGAUUCAGGAGUGAAGGAGCUCUGUACUUUACUGAUGAGUCCUCACUGUAAACUACACACUCUGAGGCUUUGUGGCACCGGUCUGACAGAGGGAUGCUGUGAAAGUCUGGCCUCAGCCCUGAAGUGUCCUCAGUCUGGGUUGACAGACCUGGAACUGAGUGACAAUGACCUGCUGGAUCAUAGUAUGACGCUGCUCUCUGCAGGGCUAGAGGACUCCUGCUGUAAGCUGCAGAAGCUUGGGUUGUCCCUGUGUAGAGUCACAGGGAGAGGCUGUUCUUCUCUGGCUUCGGCUCUGGGUUCAAACCCCCGUUCACAGCUGAGAGAGCUGGAUCUGAGCUAUAAUCACCCAGGGGACUCAGGAGUGAAGCUGUUCUGUGCUCUACUGGAGGAUCCCAGCAGUACCCUGGAGAAAGUGAAUGUGGACCAUGCUGGACAGUGCAGGAUCAGAGCAGGACCAUGGAAAUACUCUUGCCAGCUCACACUGGACCCGAACACAGCCCACAGGAAGCUGACUCUCUCUGAGGACAACAGGACGGUCACAUGGAGGAGAGAGGAGAAGCCCUAUCCUGCACACCCAGAGAGAUUUGAUACCAAGUUUCAAGUCCUUUGUAGAGAAGCCCAGCGGGGGCGCGCCUACUGGGAGGUUCAGUGGACUGGAGGAUUUGGGGCUGCAGUUGGAGUGACUUACAAAGGAAUCAGCAGGAAGGGCGGCGCUGUUGAUAUCUUGCUUGGGCGUAACGACAAGUCCUGGAGUCUGGAGUGCUCUGGCACAAGUAAAAGUUACACGGCUCGACACGGUGACAGCAGCACCUCGGUAUCGCCAACACCCUCUCUUUCCCCCAUAGCACACCUGUCUCUGGAUGGACCCUUUCAGAGAGUGCGGGUGUGUCUGGGUGGGCUCCCUCGCACCAUAGCAGUGUAUCUAGACGUACCAGCCGGUACUCUAUCCUUCUACACUGUCUCCUUUGAUGAACUGACCCUCCUGCACAGGUUCACCUCCACCUUCACUGAGCCCCUCUAUCCUGGCUUUAGAGUCGACUUGGACUCCUCGCUGUCCCUCUGUCAGCUCGAAUGACCUCAUUUGUCCUCCCAGAAUUGUUCAUUUCAAUAUGAUGAACAACAAACAACAGAAAUUCCCGUUCAAAAUAGGAGCCUUGGUGCUUUCACGCACCACACAAGAUGAGCAGCCACCUCCCCUCCAUGCACGGUGUGGCUUCUCCUGCACAUCUUCAGUGUGUCACACCCACGCGCUUACCAGCAAGUGUCUCUCAAAGUGCUAAAAGAAGUUGAAAGGGCAAAGGGAAGCCUUACCUGUCAGUUGAAAAGUAGAAUUGAAAAAACAUAUGGAAUUCUCUUAUUUCCUGCAGUGUUGUUAACAGACCCCAUGUCUUUCUGUGGCCGGGUGGUAUCCUUGGGGAGGGUGCAGGAUGCCGAUUGUUCAUGACAAUAAAAAUUAGCUCCUCAGUACAGUUCCUUGCUGUAUGCAGUGUACAUUGUCAGCUCCAAGAUGAAUGCCUCCCUACCUAUGAAUCCUCAGGUGAGGUGCCACGUGCCAGGGGCAUGUAGAGCACACCUUUCUGCUGUCCUGCUUCCUGUUAAAAGUGAGUAGCAGCUACAGGGUGUUUUACUGUCCAGCAGUUUCCAGAGGUGUGUGUCCUGA